UCGAGCAGGAGACGGGGAUUGGGUAGUGACAACAGCAGCAGCUGGUGACGGCGGCGGUGGUGGAGGAGGAGGAGGAGGAAGAAGCUAGACUGGAGCUCAAGAGUGGCGCUCCGAAGUAAUGGACAGCAUUUAAGCCACAGCGGUUUUCUGCCAACCAGGUGAGACGUCAGUUGAGUCAUGGAGGACGACGGCAGAUUCAUAGAGUUUGAUGUGCCAGAGUUCAGCAACACUGUACUUAAGCAGCUCAAUGAACUGCGGCUCCAGGGUAAGCUCUGUGAUAUUAUUGUGCACAUCCAAGGCCGACCAUUCCAGGCUCACAAAGCUGUGCUGGCUGCCAGUUCACCGUACUUCCGUGACCACUCGUCUCUAGGCACCAUGAGUGGACUCUCCAUCUCGGUGAUCAAGAACCCUGCAGUGUUUGAGCAGCUAUUAACCUUUUGCUAUACGGGACACAUGGAACUAUGUCUACGUGAUGUUGUAAGCUUCCUUACGGCUGCCAGCUUCCUGCAAAUGCAGGCUGUCAUUGACAAGUGUACACAAAUCCUGGAGGGCCUCCACUCAAAGAUUAGUCUGCCUGUGGUUUCUGGCCGAGCAGAAGCUGAAGAAGACCUCGAUUCUAGAGCUAGACUCAAUGGUGCAAAAGAUGUGGGCAUUUUUUUGAAUCCGACCCAGAUUUCCCCACCUUACUACCCUAGGAAAAGCUAUCGAGUAGAGGCAAGUGGAGGUGGAAAAGGGCUUGCACACUUAACAGAGGAAGGGCAGUCGGAUCGAGGGAGUGAUUGCACUUCAGAGCAGGAGGCAUCUAUGGAAGUAGAGCCGGAUCAAGUGGACAUAAUUGAGAAGAAUGGGCAAGUCACCGACAUACAAAUCAAGAUGGAAAAAACGGAGCGGCCCACCUACUCAGACAGCUCGUCAGCGGGUGAUGAUAGCUACCACACAGAACUAGUGGAUGGUGAGCAAGUUCUAGCUGUGACUGUAGGACCUUAUGGGCCAGUGCCAUCCUCUGCUCAGUGCACCUAUUCGGCACUCUCUUCAUCCAGCUUUGUUGGUAUCAGUCCAUCCAGUCCCUCUCAGUCAAUUCUCAGCGGAUUUCGAGGUGGCCGCACCAGACCGAAGCGCUGUACGCCAGUCCCAGCUGAUGUAAUUUCUCAGCUUAAACCAGGCACAGAGGAUGGAGAUGGAAUAGCAUCAGGAGUUGUUUUUGAGAAUGAUGUGAGGGAACGAGGUCUCCGUGGCCAUUGGUAUCCUUUUAAUGAGCGUCUUGUGUGUGUCUAUUGCGGCAAGUCCUUCAACCAGAAAGGCAGCCUGGACCGCCACAUGCGUUUGCACAUGGGCAUUACUCCAUUCGUGUGCAAGUACUGUGGCAAGAAGUACACUCGCAAAGACCAACUAGAGUAUCACAUCCGUGGUCACACAGACAAUAAACCCUUCCACUGCCAAAUCUGUGGCAAGUGCUUCCCUUUUCAAGGCACCCUCAAUCAGCACUUGCGUAAGAAGCACAUGGGUUCUGGUGUUGAGAUGAACAACCACACAGGCCCACAAGGUGAAGCAGCAGAUGGCCAGAAAGGGGCACCAGUGGAGGUCUCAGAGAACGUCUACAGUGAUGCAUAUAACAAUGAUGAGUCUACAAAAAUCACAAGCGAGGAGAAUGUAAAAGGCAGUGCUGAAGAACCACCUGGGUCCAGAUGUGAUUUUUAAGUAAUCAAGAUAAUAGUGAGUUUCAUUCUGCAAUGCGCAGCCUUUAAAGUAGAUGUUGAACCUGCCUUGCACAUUUUCUACUUGUGCAUUUUUGUGAUCUGGUUUAAGAAGAGAUACUGCAUUCUUAAUAAGCAAGUUUUUCAAAGGUGAGGGGAAUUGCUGGCAAGGAGAAGGAUUGAGUGGGACAUCUCAAUAAUUAAGGCCUUUAAAGAGUUUUUUUUAUAUUUUAUAUAGAUAAAUAUUUCCAUGUUUUUAAGCAUAGAGUAAUAUAGGCAUGUUGCAAUAAUGAAUAAUGUGAAAGCUCAGAUAAGAUGCUUGUCAUAUCAUGCUUUUACCUGACCUGUUUUUGCACAUUUGGCCUUAAGUAGGCUAAUAACUCAAAAGGAUUGGUUUUACCUACCAGUGCAAAAGCUCUGUGACACAUCUGUUCAAUACCUCAUCAUACAAUGUAACAUAUUCACAGUAAGACAGUAUUUGUCAGUUUAUUUAACUCCAACUGGGUUCUUUCUCAGUCCAGAACCUGAAAGGAAGUCAAUAAGCAUCUUGUUUUAAAGGUUUCAGUUGCUUUUACCUAGUAAUAUUGGCACAACACAUUUCCACUACACACAGCCUUGGUACUACAGUGAACUUUCUUUGAGCCUGUAUUAAAAUCCAAACUGCUUUCAGUAGAUUUGUUAAAAAUGCUAUAUGUUUUUGAGAGGUGCUUUUUGGGUGGUUAGAGUUAUGGGUUAUAGUCUACAUGCUCUAUGCAGAAUUAUGGAUGGGGAGUUAAACAAACCAAUAUUGUGAGUUGUAUAGUUUUUAUAAUUUACAACAACAGAAAAUAAAUAUCAAACCAAACCAAUUGAUUAUAAUACAAGAAAACAUAUUUUUAGAUUUUACUACAAGAAAGACAGUCUAAUCAAAAAAGAUAAAAUCAGAAGAGCUAAUGUUGAUUUGAGUUUUACUGUUGCAGUGCAUAUUUGCUAGUUUUGCUGGGCCAUAGUUCCCACUCUAAAAAUCCUAAUGCUCAAAAUUCUCUCUGAGCAGCACAAUUAUAUUCUCAGUACUGAAAAUCAUGCCAAAACUCCUCAACACUAAACAACCAUUAAAUGCAUUCUUAAAAUAGUGUAAGAUGAGUGUCGCUUUACAUGGUUUUGAUGAGCCACAUCAGCCAGCUUGGGGAUGAAUGUCUUUUGUUGCCUUUAAAGAACUUUUCAGUUUUUUCUGUCAAUUUCAGUUCUCUUGGUAUGAUCUUAAAUACUAUCUUUUAGAAGAACUUCACAUCAUUUUUAGAAUUUAGAAUUUCUAAGCUCCUUUUCCAGAGUUAACACUCAAAUUUCUUUCCCAUUUGACAAAGUACUAAUCAGAAUAUAUCCUGUUUUCUAGAUACAUCAACUGUCUGCAAGAAAACAUUAAUGAUACCUCUAUUUUCAAUCAAUCAUUUACAUAUUUAUGAUUGCAAUUUUUAGACCUAAAAGUAUGGUUUGAGCUUGUAGAUCUGGAAUUGAUUCUAUUAGUGUGUUUGGCUAACACUGAGAGGAACACUGCUGCACCAUUAGUCAUAUAUUAGACUCUGGAAAUUUUCUCUAAAUAGUACUGUUGGGAAAUCUAUAUUAAUCUUAAGCCUUCAGGCUAAAAGCAGUAUGAACAGUUGGCUUUGAAAGCACACAGGUUUUGUCCCUAAUAACGAAACUUUAUGUAGAGCAAAUAUUAUGUAAUCUGCAUGACUAAGAUUUUCAUUCUUCACUGACCAACAUUAGAUAAGUCAGGUGAAAAGGUUUACCUGUGACAAUCUCUGGAUAUUUUUUCCCAAGUGUUUUGGGGGGAAAAAAAACAAAACAAAAAAACACUGACUCACAAUGCUCUAUUUGUACUCUUCAAAAUUUGUGUUAGUAAUUCAGUCACUGUAAACAUCGAGUGCUCUUUGCCCUGCGAGACUCUCGUGCAGAUUGCUCCAGGGCUUGCAUGGCUUCCUUAACACAUACCACUUAUGCUAGGCAUUUCUUAUUUGCUAUUGAAUAUAUAGCACUUAAUCUGAAAUAAUUUGUUGUUAGCCUGUGUCGGCUGUAUUAUGUUUUUCCUCAUUUAACAGUUAACACACAACAUCAUCUUCCUUAGACCAAAGCAGGUGGUUUUAUGGUUAACAUACAAAUGGUGCUUCUUUUUUUUUGUUUGUUUUUCAUUAUUUUAUAGACACAGUUUAUUUAAAUCAGUUUGUCUUUGUAUUUGUAUGUUUUAUAUUGUGAGUACUUUCAAGGAAACUGUCAAACCCUUGGUCUUAAAAAGGCUUGUUAUGUAAUGUGUGAUUCCGCACUGAGAAAAGUAGCAGUGCUUCAGAGAAUCCUGUGGAGGUUCUGCUUUCUUUCCUUGUGGAGGUUUCCUUACAUGUUUUAUUUAGAUUUUUUUUUAUCCUUUUUCUUUCAUCCUUUUUUUUUUUUUUUUUUUGUCUUUUUAUUGUGAAAAAUCAGUCAAAAGGUUUCAAAGCCUAGGUUUGUAAGCAGGCAUAAACUGAUGGUUUCUAGUUUGAUAUGUGUGCUGAUGAUGGCUGUAUCAGUCAGCAGUGAUUUUCUGGUGGUCGUUCUCUAUUUUGGGAAUGAAGAGUAGCUGACCUUCUCCUCAACAACAGAUAGACUCCAGUUUAUUAUUUACCUACCAUAUGUUGUAUGUAAACAUCCUAGUGCACACAGCCAUUGUUCUGAUGAAAAUGACAUGUUUUUGAUUAUAUAUAGUAAAGAGAUUAAUGUCUGCCUAAUAGUCGAUGCAAUCUUGGCCACUAACCAAAGAUCAAGCCAAAAAAAAAAAUAGUGAUAGUUAAAUAUGCUGCACAGUUGAGUGUUGGGAUCAAACCCAAAUCCCACAACCAUCGAGAAAUCAUGAAGUUAUUUUCUAGCCCAACAUCCACUGGGUACUGGUGUUUGAGUUCUUGCUUUUUCAUUUUUGUUUUGUUUUGUUUUUGUUUUAACUGUGUCUGAACAAAGGACAAAAUCUGCUUAAGUGCAGUUAAGAUAAAUGUGACUUAAGCCAUAAACACGUAAUAGCAGUGGUCGGAUGACUGGAUGUGUUUAUUUCUUUAAAGAACAAAUGAGUUCGAAACAUCAGUUCUUAUUAAAUAAUCUGUAUUAGGAUUGAAUCUGUGCCUUGCCCCACAAGAAAUGCUCAUUUACCUGUUAUACCUUUUUUCUUUUUCAGUUACGGGAAAAAGAAAAGUUUGUGCAUAAAUCAGUUCAUUUUGGUCCAUGUGUAUCUAUUAAGCAAUUGACAUUUAUGCUUAUUAACACCACUUGUCAGGGUUCUCGCUUUAUAAAUGCAUAUAAUCUUGUACCUGUUGCUUUUGUGUGUUAUACUAUGUGUUAAAGUUUUACAGAGUUAAGAAGUUAAAUGCAGUAGCAGAGUUGUUGCAUUAAUAAAUGUAAUAUGCAGUUUUGACCGGAAGAGAUUGUAGCAGGUCAUAAAGGGACAAUCAGACAGCUUCAUACACGCGAAGCUACCUCUUGAAAUAAGUGAUAUUAUACCUUUGACUAUUGAAUUUAACUUUUAAUUAGUUUUUUGGCAUGAAUGAAUCCUUUUAUUAUGCCAGCCACUCUGCAGUUUAAUAUUGAAGUGCAUGCUAGACCACUUGUAGAUGUAGAAAUGUACUGCAUGGUGGUUACCACAUUUAUAACAAACGCAGAGAUGGAGAUCUGUAUUUCUGUUUAUAAAUUUUAUUUUCAUUUUAAAUGUAAUUGUCUGGCAUGCACUUACGAUGAGCUUUCCUUUUUUAUUGUAAUCAAAAGAUAUUCUAGAUAGAGGGGACUAGCUUACAAUAUCUUUCUCCUCUUAAAUGGGACGCAAAUAUAAGGCCUCAAAUAUUUCACGUCUAGGGAGUUUUAAUGGUGCUUUUAGACUGGUCAGGUUUAUUUGAUUUCCUCUACUAAUACAUAUGUACAUAAGGGGCAUAGUGGUGAUUUUAAAUAUGUUCGAGUAUAACGAGAUUAGUGUCAAUCAACACAUUUUGACAAGAUAUCUGUUGUUCACUGUUUGUGUUCAAAUAACAGAAUGGCCAGGCAGUUACUGUGAGCUGUGAGCAUGAAUUAGAAUGAAGGGUUCACAGGAAUAGAUCUAGGACUACUUUAAGAAUUUUCAGCUUGUCCUUGUAUUAAAGCUGACUUGCUUCAGGUAGUUUAUGAACACUGAUAUUAGUUACAAGUCUUCCAUUGCUUUUCUGCUUCCAACAUGUCCCCACUGUGUGAUGCAAAAGCAAUAUCCUUUUUUAAACCAGUUUGACACUGCAGUCUGUUGCACAUUACAGAAGAAUCAAGACUCAAUGUGAGUGCUAUCAGUGAUAUCAGGGAGCCAUGGAGAUGAUGGUUAUAUGAUUAUAACUUAGAGUUUGUGAAAACUUGGAUACGUUGUGUGAAAAUGAUUCAAAGUUUGGCUUCUUGAUUUACUACACUUCAUAGGCCAUGUAUCAGCUGAAAGCUAUGAGUUUCUGAGCCUCACAGAUGAUUUGUUUGUGCGUUUGUCAACCUUGACUAUCCAUCUGCCAUGUCACUACAGUCAUUUCAAUGCUGUAUCUGUAUCAGAUGUGGAAAAGCAGCCUGGUUGGGAUGUGCUGCUUCCCUGAGAACCAGAAGAUCUCUUCUACAUCCUCAUGUACUGGGACUACAGAUCAAAUGAAGACUGUCAGCACUUGUGUACACUGCACUGAAAGUAAUAAGUAUGUCUUCUCGGUGGAUUUCUGCUAUCGAACAGUCCCUGGAAUUCUGUUUGCUUCUAGUUCUCAUGUAUUCUGUGAUGUGGCAAAAAUGUACAACUCAGGGUUUACUAGUAUUCAGCUAUGGCCACUUUGGACAUGCAGUGCAUUUUGUAUGUUCAAAUUAAUCAUGCACUUUUACUUCAGGUUGGGGAAGCAAGUCCUCAGUCAGUGGUUCCCAAAAAAAUCAGUCUGCCUCAUGGGUGUCUAAAACACCCAACCUCUUUUUCCGUUUUUACUUUCUGUAUCCAUGGGCUGAGCACAGGGCUUUAGCAUAGAGGAAACGCUGGGGAUCUCUUAAGCAUUUUCCAUGGAAAUAUCUCUGUCAUCCACUAUAUUAACAACCUCACAACCCCUACUGUGAACCUCAGAAAUUCUACUGUUUUAUACACUUAUGAAGUACAUUAAAGCUAGCUGGUGCCAACGCUGUAAACAUUAACUCGCCAUUUUUUAAUUUUGUUCAUAGCAUGAAAUAAUAUUUAUUCAAAUGACAUUUUGCUCAUAAUCAUUCUGUGCUGCUUUUUUGUUUUGUUUUACAGAGCUUGUAAAUUGCUUUUUUAUGAUCUAUAAAUGACAAUAGAUGCACAAAAUGCAAACUGCAUUUAUUCGUAAAAUAAAAAUGCUGAUUUAGCAAA
Molecule: messenger RNA, 7047 nt
Organism: Tachysurus fulvidraco (yellow catfish)
Lineage: Eukaryota; Metazoa; Chordata; Actinopteri; Siluriformes; Bagridae
Gene: zbtb34
Product: zinc finger and BTB domain containing 34
Exons: 2
Coding region: 178-1698 (506 amino acids)
Biological process (GO): regulation of transcription by RNA polymerase II
Molecular function (GO): RNA polymerase II cis-regulatory region sequence-specific DNA binding; DNA-binding transcription factor activity, RNA polymerase II-specific; protein binding
Source: RefSeq, a predicted model, not a curated record